UCUUGUAUGUUUAUGUGAUUUGAUUUCGCUAUUGAAUUUGAAAUAGUUUAGUUGUGUUUUCUCUGGAACUUUUGUGAGCGAAAUUUUAAUCAAAAUAAAUAAUAUAUAGUGCGUAAAAAAAUUAUCUUUCUGCACUGCUAUCCAAAAUUAUAGAACGCAAUGCGUUCGUUACUAUACGUUUUAUUCGCUUUGCUAGCGAAUGCUACUGCGCAAAAGCUAGAGAAGAUUAAUACGAUUUCGGAUAAUGUGGGCAAAGUAUACCACUAUCAGCCGGAACAAGUGCAUUUGGCCUUUGGUGAAAAGUCUAAUGAUGUUGUGGUAACUUGGUCCACACGCGACGAUGCCAUCGAAUCCAUUGUCGAAUACGGUUUCAUUGGCUUUACGCAACGCGCCAAUGGCACAUCCCAGCAAUUUGUGGAUGGUGGGGAUAAGAAAAAGUCACAAUACAUACACAGGGUCUCCUUAUUGAAUCUUGUGCCAAACCAAACGUACGCCUAUCACUGUGGUGGCCAAUUGGGUUGGUCGCCGCGUUUCGAAUUUCGCACUGUGCCCGCCGGUGACGACUGGUCACCCACUAUUGCGCUGUACGGUGAUAUGGGUAAUGAGAAUGCGCAAUCGUUGGCGCGUCUGCAGCAGGACACGCAGCGUGACAUGUACGAUGCUAUAAUACACGUCGGUGAUUUUGCUUACGAUAUGAAUACCGAUGACGCGCGCGUGGGUGAUGAGUUUAUGCGCCAAGUAGAAACCAUUGCGGCCUAUGUGCCAUACAUGGUGGUACCGGGCAAUCACGAAGAGAAGUACAAUUUCUCGAACUAUCGCGCACGCUUCAGCAUGCCGGGCGGCACAGAGAAUCUAUUCUACAGCUUUAAUUUAGGGCCCGUGCAUUUUAUUGGCAUCUCCACCGAAAUGUAUUAUUUUCUUAAUUAUGGCCUAAAAACACUCGUCUUUCAAUACGAAUGGCUGGUGAAUGAUCUGCAAGAGGCCAACAGGCCAGAGAAUCGUGCGCGCCGCCCAUGGAUAAUUGUCUAUGGUCACCGACCAAUGUACUGCAGCAAUGGCAACGGUGACGACUGCACGCAUGCAGAAACACUAACGCGCGUCGGUUGGCCCUUUUUUCACAUGUUCGGCCUGGAAGCACUUUUCUAUGAGCAGGGAGUCGAUGUAGAAAUAUGGGCGCACGAGCAUUCUUAUGAACGCUCUUGGCCUAUUUAUGAUUAUAAAGUGUGUAAUGGUUCGCUGGCCGAGCCUUAUCGUAAUCCAUGCGCGCCCGUGCACUUGAUAACGGGUUCAGCCGGCUGUAAAGAGGGACGUGAACCAUUCGAAAAAGAUACGCCUGAAUGGAGCGCGUUUCACAGUCAGGACUACGGUUAUACGCGCAUGAAGGCCUAUAAUCGCACACACUUGUAUUUCGAGCAAGUGUCCGAUGACAAAAAUGGUGCCAUCAUCGAUGCAUUUUGGAUAAUCAAAGACAAACACGGCAGUUAUGUUUAAUGUGGGGGAGUGUGUCAUGGCUUUUAGCAUUUGGUAUGCGGAGAAUACGUCAAAGUGGACGUAGAAAAAGCGGGGCUGCACAAAGCGCGUAUAUUAAAAUUCUUAAGCACAAUUAGUAUAUAGAAAGCACAAAAAAUAUUAUAGAAUAUUUUUAUCAACACAGCAUUUGAGAGAUAAAAUCAGGGUUGCAAAUUUUUUAACUGAAAAAAAUUAAUUUAAAUUAAAUUAAAUUUUCAAACUUUCAAUUGUUAAUUACAAUUUUGAGAACUUAAAAAUAUUUAAAAUUAAAAAUACAAAUUUAAAAAAAUUAGAAAUUUUUAAUUUUCAAUUUCCAAAUGUUUAGAUUUAAAAAUGAAAUUUUAAAAACUUAAUUUUAAAAUUUCCAAUUUUUUUUUUUAAGUUUUGAGAAUUUAAAAAUAUUUGGAAUUAAAUAUUAAAUUUUUCAAUUUUAUUUGGAAUUAGAAAUUUCGAAAAUAAUUUUAUUUAAGAUUUUCGAAAGUAAAAAAAUAUUAAGAAAUUAAUAAAAAUGUAUUAUUAUUAUUUUUUAAUGUGUUAUUUGCAACCCGGGACACAAUACGCAAAAAUUAUCAUUCCAUUUUAUGUUUUAAAAGAAUCGGCUUUUCACAGUAUUAACUGAAAUACGAAACACUUGUACCUAGCAAAUUAUAGCGAAUCUCUGUUUAUUUUCAAUUUUACUCUUUUUAUUUUAUAUAAUAUCGUUUAUAUGCUUAUAAGCGUAACCUUAUUGGAACUUACACGACAAGAAGGUGUUUUUUACCACUUUUACCAUUUAAGUAUACAUUUUGUGUGUAUAAUUGUUUUUGAAACUUAUGAUCAAUUCUUUAAGUGUCUGUGGUGUAUGUGGUUUAGUGAAUAUUUUGUAACAAAACAGUCAAUUUAUUCAAAUAUUGAAUAAACGUUUACUUCUGGAAAAAUAAA
Bactrocera neohumeralis is the source of this 2430-nucleotide messenger RNA. RefSeq names its product acid phosphatase type 7. NCBI's taxonomy places the organism in Eukaryota, Metazoa, Arthropoda, Insecta, Diptera, Tephritidae. The transcript has 5 exons. Gene Ontology annotation, molecular function: metal ion binding; acid phosphatase activity. The coding region runs from base 160 to 1491 and encodes 443 amino acids. The record is from RefSeq and is a predicted model, not a curated record.